AUGGCAUUUCGACUGCCCCAACAGGAAGAGAAAGUCGGUACUUAUAUGGAAGACCCAGAGUUCGAAUGGCUGAUUCAGAAUCGCCUUGUCGCGGGCCAAUCCGAAGCCCAAACGAACCGAGUUUGGAUCAUGAUUUUGACGGACAUAUUCAAGCGUGCCAAUGGCUACUCCACUGGCUCUGAGAUGACAUUCGGCGAUGGUCGGGCGGACUUGUUCACCGCCCAUGUGGUCGUCAGAACUAGGCACAAGGAGAUGAAAUUUCUUAUUGUCGAGUGCAAACCCCCUAAUCAGGAGGGACAAGACGAAGUCUGGGAAACGGCUGCAAAACAGCUCCACGGAUACCUCAUGGCUAUCGCAUCGCCAAAUCGGAAGUUUGGAGCUAUAUCUGUCCGAAAGUAUGUCCGGUUUUACGAAUUGGUGGAUGACGAGUAUUCGGUGGAUUGCAAGGGUGACGGGAAUGUCUAUAGGCUCGACCGCCAGUGCCAGUCGGUCACUGCCAAGCUUUUAUAUUUCCAGAGUCACCAUCUCCCCGCUCAGUUUUAG
Molecule: messenger RNA, 543 nt
Organism: Scedosporium apiospermum
Lineage: Eukaryota; Fungi; Ascomycota; Sordariomycetes; Microascales; Microascaceae
Exons: 2
Coding region: 1-543 (180 amino acids)
Source: RefSeq, a predicted model, not a curated record